Chiloscyllium plagiosum (whitespotted bambooshark) is the source of this 2462-nucleotide messenger RNA. Lineage: Eukaryota; Metazoa; Chordata; Chondrichthyes; Orectolobiformes; Hemiscylliidae. The record is from RefSeq and is a predicted model, not a curated record.
AAACCUCGGCUGUAUUCCCUAAACCCGAAUUAGAAACUCCUAGUCCUGGGUUUGCAGCAAACGAGAAAAUGGCUGCAGGCCUCAGGCAGGGAUUGGCCGAGGUUUCCGCCGCCAUCUUUGUUGGGGGAAGGAGUGCUGCGUGAUGUGCGCGCGGCGGCCAUCUUUGUUGGGGGACGGAGUGCUGCGUGAUGUGCGCGCGGCGGCCAUCUUUGUUGGGGGACGGAGUGCUGCGUGAUGUGCGCGCGGCGGCCAUCUUUGUUGGGCGACGGAGUGCUGCGUGAUGUGUGCGCGGCGGCCAUCUUUGUUGGGGGACGGAGUGCUGCGUGAUGUGCGCGCGGCGGCCAUCUUUGUUGGGGAUGUCGUCUCGCGAGAUGUGUGCGCGGCCGCCAUCUUUAUUCGGGGCACUGAUCACCAGGAGCCUCAUUCAAGGGGAGGAUUAUCCACAAUAAAUUGAAACUGAUUCUCAGAGGGGGAGCUCGCAACAGUCACUAGGUUCAAGACCUGACACUGCGUAUGGAUUCACAAGGAUCUGAAAAUCAUCAGUCUUUGACCGUGGAAUGAUCCAGGCUCUGCCUCCUGGAAAGAGUAUACAGUUAUGGAUGUGACUGUAAAAGCAUUGAGGGUAUUGGAAAGGGAAGACUUGCGGUUCUGAAACUGAAACCAACGAUCACCCUGGGAUCUGACAGAGAUAUUGCACCCUCCGUGUAAUCUGACUGUGCACAUGAAUGAAAACAACACGGACCCCGGUGGGGAGAAACCAUACACAUGCGCUGUGUGUUUCCGAAGUUUCAGCCAAUCGGCUGGCCUGUUAAGACACAAGUGGAGCUGCGAUGGAGAGAAGCAGUGCAAAUGCGGAGACUGUGGGAAGGGAUUCAAUUACCUGUCUGAGUUGGAAACUCAUCAACGCAGUCACACCGGGGAGAGGCCGUUCCCCUGCGCUGAAUGUGGGAAAGGAUUCACUCGGACCUCCGAACUGCUGAGGCAUCAACGGGUCCACACUGACGAGAGACCUUUUAAAUGCUCGGAUUGUGGAAAGUUCUACAAAAGCUCUGGGGAGCUGACCUCCCAUCAAUUUGUUCACACCGACGAGACGCCGUUCAGAUGUUCUCAGUGUGGGACUGGGUUCAGAAAAUUGGAUUACCUUCACCGACACCAGCGCAUUCACGGGGAGAGGCCGUUCCCCUGCCCUGAAUGUGGCAAGGGAUUCACUAACACAUCCCGCCUGCUCAUACACCAGCGUGUCCACACUGGGGAGAGACCAUUCACCUGCUCUGAGUGUGGGAAGGGUUUCACUCAGUCUUCUCACCUUCUGGAACACCGUCGAGUUCACACCGAUGACAGACCUUUUAAAUGUCCAGACUGCAGCAAGUGCUUUAAAAGUUCCGGGGAACUAAUAUCCCACCAACGUAUUCACACUGACGAGAGACCGUUCAGGUGCUCUCACUGCGGGACUGGCUUCAGGCAAUCAUCUCAACUCACUGCCCACCAGCGAGUCCACACUGGAGAGAGGCCGUACAGCUGUCCCAAGUGUGGGAAGGGAUUCACUCACUCAUCCCACCUGCUGACACACCAGCGAGUUCACACCGGGGAGAAACCAUUCGCCUGCUCUGUGUGUGGAAAGCGAUUCAGUCACUCGUCCACCCUGCUGACGCACCAGCGAGUACACACUGGGGAGAGGCCUUUCACCUGCACCAAGUGCGGGAUUGGAUUCACUCAGUUAUCUGCCCUGCAGACCCACCAACGGGUUCACAGUGGCGAGAGGCCUUUCAAAUGUCCCGAUUGUGGGAAGUGUUAUAAAAGUUCCCAGGGGCUGACAUCCCACCAAAGUGUUCACACGGGGGAGUGGCCCUUCGCCUGCUCCGAGUGUGGGAAGGGCUUCAGUCAGCUUUCCGGCCUGGUGACACACCAGCAGGUUCACACUGGGGAGAGACCAUUCACUUGCACCAUUUGUGGAAAGGGAUUCACCCGAUCGUCCAACUUACUGAGGCACCGAGGAGUUCACAAGUCACUGCAGUGAUUGGGUUUUUCAGUUGCAUCUGGGACCGAACUAUAUUCACUGCGGUCACCUUCAGUCCAGUAAUAGAUUUUAGUACACCUGGACAAAAAUCAAAGAAACCAGUUGUGUUCAACACAAUUUGUCAGUUCUGUAUACCUCUCACCCGAGUUGGUUCUUCUGAAAGUAGUCUCCCUCUGUCCUGUCUCUCCAUCCUGACCUCAAACAAUAAGCGUGAGGGGCAGAUUGGAGCUUCUUUGUCACUAAGACUGUGACAAUCUGAUCAGCUGCAUGUGCUGCUCCCCUCCCUCCCCCUAGUCCAUUGGGCCGCACCAUCUAGCAUCUUGCUCCUUGUCUAAAUGCAGAACCUGCACUUUUCUGUGCUGAGCUUCACCUUUUCUUAAAAAAAAAACCAAAAAAAAAACACUGCUGCUAUCCAUUUAAUGGCACUCAGCCAAUUUUGUGUCCA